GAAGCCGGAGCGAGAGCAGUCCUAACGAAGCGCAUUGAGCAGGCCUGGAGUUUGAGCACUAGUUGGGCAGCACUCAUUUGUUCAUUUAAAGGAAGAUCAAUGGCCUCCCUGCUGCGUCACAGCGGAUACCCAGCGGGAGGGCUCACCAGCAAUGAUACCCUUCUAAAUAUUUGAUGCUGGUUGGUUGGUGGUGGGGGAAGAGGUUGGAGGGUUUACACAAUAUAGUUUUGCAGCUGUUCUCCCUGCCAGUUGAGCAGAGUGUCUCAGGGCAGUUCACAUUAGUAAUUGAUGGUGCCCCACAGUGGCCUGUUUUGAGGCCACUGUUCAUUUCAUGGGCUAUCACUUUUUUUAUUACCCGACUGAUGCCUUCACAGCCAAUUAAUUAUUCAUGAUGUGCUAAUUAAGGGACAAAAUAAAGUAGUGCAAUUAAGACCAGUUCAAUUAAACAAGAGAGGGUCCCUGCUUGCUAAGUUGUUUAUCAAUAUAAGAUGAAGGCGCCAAAUAGUUGCAUCCUUGAUUGACCCUGACUGCCUCUACUCCCUGAACAUACUGGACUCUUUAUUUUAAAACAUAUUUCUAAUGGUCUCUAAAUGUUCCUGCUGUCCCCUCCAUACUUCAGAGUCUGGCAGAAGCAGCACAUACUGAGCAUGCCAGACAUUUGGCUCCAUAUUUAGCUAGCCAUCACACACACACACACACACACAUACACACACUCACUCACACACACACAGAUGUGCUUGUAUACACACACACACACACACACACACACACACACACCUGUGCUAGUCCCUGUCCAUCUCCCAGAUUGGCCCAGGUGCUGGGUUUUGAUUGGCUGAGUGCUAAUGGCUGCUAUGUUCACUGCUAAAGCUGGUGUCAUAGCUCCUCCUAUCCAUCUCUCUCCCUCAUCAUCAUCAUCAUCAUCAUCAUCAUCAUCAUCAUCCUCAUCUGGCGACAUGGAGCUAGCAGCUCACGCAACAGCCGGACACUUUUCCAUUCCAGUCACAGCGCAGUCGCUGCCCCCUCCAGAGUUGCAUCAUUACCGAGAUUAUCCCACGUCUUUUAGAUAAUGACGGCUAAUGUAUCACCAAUAAAGAUGAAUGAGGGGAGCUGGGAGCCUCUAAUUGGAGGGACAUGAUGUCUGACUCUGUGUCGGCGACUGUGCCUACAGUGUUGAGCGCUUUGUGGAGUUGUCGCUGCAUAGCUCUUGGUACUCAGCUGGAAGGGCUAUGUGAAGAGUAGUCAUCUCAGGGGUCUGGACUGGAGGGUCAGGCGAUCCAGAGUGCACCCUGGACAGGACCAAUACAGAAUUCAUGAAUUUAUCAUAAUUGGAGUCAAGCAAUUUGAGUCAGACAGGAAAUAGAAUUCGAAUUUAUUGAAACAGUUCUGCAUAGUUAUCAUGGAAGUAAAGUGUAAUCCUCUCUUCAGACAUAGAGGUUGGUUAAAGCAAAUAUUUUUAAUUCAGGACUUGCUGCAUUCUAGAAAAUACAGUGUAAAAUACAAAAGUUGUGUUAUAUGUAAAAUUGUUGGAUCCUUGUUGCAUUGUUGGUCAUUUAUGAGCACGAUUGUUUCUGCGAUCUCUGUGAUUACAUGGAAAGAUCAUUUGCUGUCCUUUCAUUUAUUCUUUUAAGACUUUGAGGUGACAUAUUCACCUUGAGAGAAUGACAUGAGCAAAUUUUAGAAUCCAUUUUUCCUUCACUUCACUUCCCCUUUUACUGUUCCAGUCUAAUUUACAAAGCACAGUCUACUCGUCAACCCUUGGAAAGUAAAAAUCUGUUUCCAUCUUCAGACUUGUUUAGCGUCUCUCUUUCUAGAGCUUGUAGCUCAAAUGGACGUGGCCUUUUGCCUGGAGCUGGGGCCACAUGAAUGCAUCAACCAUGGCCUCUGAGUAGUCCUAUUGUAGACAGACUGGGGCGGCAGGACAAGCCAGCUAUUGAGGAGCAGAUUAGAUUAACAGUAAUCCUCCCACAGUGUUCUGAGCCCUGUCUGUGCAAACUCUAGUCCCUGAGCGCAUCAGUCACACUCGUCUGCCCAGCAUGACGACGGAGGGCCCCGGCCACCCUGGCCUUCUCUCCUGUGGCUGUCGGCCCGGGGCCAGAGCCAGGGAGAGUAUUGAGCGCUACCUCUCUGCUUCUGUAUUCUGCUGAAAGUGUUUUGCUGUUGUUUUGCAGUAUAUCUCUGUUUCAUUUUUAUUUACCAAAUCCUUAUUACAAAGACCAGGGUUUACUGGGAAGUGUACUUUACUUUGACCAAAUACAACAAUACACUCACUGGCCACUUUAUUAAGGACACCAUACUGAUACUGGGCAGGAACCUCAUUUUGUCCCAUAGCAGCCUGAUUUCUUUGUUGCAUGGAUUCCACCAGGUGGUGGAGAUUUUGGUCCAUGUUAACAUGAUUGCUGGUAUUGCUGCAGAUUUGUCUGCUGCACACCCAUGCUGUGAAUCUCCUGUCCUAGUAUAUCUCAAAUGUGCUCUAUUAGAUUUACAACUGGUGACUGGGAAGACCAUUUAUGUACACUGAACACAUUGUCAUGGUGAUGGAACCAGUAUAAGAUGACUUCUGCUUUGUAAUAUGGCACAUUAUUAUGCUGGAAGUAUCCAUUAUAAGAUUGUGAAUUGUAGCUAUUGUGGGUAUAUUGUGACCAUGCACAUGAACAGCACUCGAUUGGUAUUAGUGAGCGCCAGCGUGUGCCAAGAAACCAUUCCCUACACCAUUAUACCACCAUUGCCAGCCCAAACGUGUUGAAACAAGGCAGGUUGAGGCCAUGAAUUCAGGCUGUUUACGCCAACUUGACCUUCUGAAUGCUACAGCAGAAAUUGUAAUUCAAUCUUUUGCCCCAUCUUCACAUAUUCGUUUUUUGGGAGCCUGUGCCCACUGUAGCAUCAGUCUAUUGUUCUGUUCUAAUGCAUGGGCUUCUGCUGUGGUAGCCCAUCCACCUCAAGGUUCAUUCCCACCACAGUGGGAAAGAAUGGUUAUUUUACUUGGGUAGCCUCCAAAAAAUAACUCCCCCCCACCCCCCAAAAAAGCUUUAACUAUUUUCAUCAAAUGUACUUUUUUAAUGUUCUUUGUACUUGAGAUCUACUGUCAAGGGAAGGAACUUCACUUCUGUGGUCAUAUGAAAACACUGGCCAGGGCUUGAUAGUCAAUCUAAAUCAAACAAUGAUGAAAAAAGAUUUUUGGAAAGGAAGUAGCAUCUAGAGUUCUGCCUCACUUGCUUUUCAAUUAUGGCAGACAGAGCAGAACAGAAUUGUUAGUGCCAUUUAUUGAAUGUGCUUCCCUCUGCAUAAAGGUGCAUGUCAAGAAAUCCAUCGCCGUGUAUAACAACCUGUCUGUUUUACCGCAACAAAGAGAUCCCACUCUUGUCAGAUAGCCUGUGCCAGUUCAUUAGAAACAAGGAAAGGAUAAAAAGAGUCUAGAAAGACACGCUGACAAAGACACAUUUCUCUAUCCACCCAUCCACACAGUGUUGGUAGUCACCCUGAAGAAUAUCUCUUGACGCUGCGCAUUCACAUGGUGCAGAACAAAAGCAAUUGCUGAAUGAAUCGAUUAUGAUAAUGAUUGGUUGGUGUAAAGAGCAUUUUCCCACUGAAUGAAAGUAAGAUGAUGGAUUAUUGGAAAAAACAUUAACAGAGAUCUUUAUGCAUGACUGGGUCCCAUCUUUCUCUAACAUGAAGAACAGCAGUGUUCUUUCAGUUAGCCACACCUCUUUUUGACUUUUGAAUCUAAACUUGUAAUCACUGACUAGUCACAGUGAAAUUUUAAGUCCUACAUGCUGGAUCUCAGAGACAAAGCAUUAAAAAGCAACCAGUAAUAAAACAACCAGUAAUUUCAAAACAUAAAUGUGUUUUAUAUCUCAAAGCUUAAACAACAUUUACACCUCCAUUUGUAAUAAAUGUAUAAACAUAAUGGCAACAAAUUAAACAACGUAUUACAUUAAUCAAUUAAUUAUUAAUGUAAUUCAUUUGAUGGCAGCUUUAAGAGCCAGUUUUAUGAACCUAAUGUUGGUGCUCCUGCCAACUGGUAGUAAGGAUUAAUGUAAUUCAUUUUUAAUAGAUUUGACACCACAGAUAAUAAUUGGAAUGAGAUUAUGUGAACACGGUACAGUGACUCUCAUGCAGUCGGCCUGGAAGAUCACCACGUUUAACAUCUUGAACACAAACUCAGUUUGUAAAUAUAGAGAUAACAGAAAUUAAAAGGUCACUUUGUUUGGACUGAUAACGUGCAGGGACAAUUGGGAUAAGAUGGUAAACUCUCUAGGUAUUAAAUACACUGCCUUUCACAACACUUAUUUUAUUCGGGAAUUUUUUUUUUAAUGAGUUGGUGCAGUUAAUACUCGACUACGUGCAGUUUUUUUUUAAUAAAACAAACAAAAUUGUUAAAUGAUUUAAUACUGUCAGUCAUUGAGCCCCCAUGGCGUCCUUCAUCGGUCUUGAUUAGUACAGUCUAAGUCAGAGGGGGCGCUGUGGACCAGACAGAAAUAGUCGAUCUCAGAAGCCUUUCCCUUUGUGUUUAUAUUUUUAAUUCUUUUAGAGGGAAACUGUCAACCAUAUCCAAAGUGCUGGACCAAAGAGAAAUAAUGUAUGCUUUCGUGAGGUUCUUUGAGGACGAUAUGUGCUAUGCGUUACCUGUAUCAAAUGUGAAAGAUUUCAGACCUCUGCACAAAACAGAUUUUGAUAAUCAGAAGGUGUAUGUGGCUCUCAGAAGUGAAGAGAGUGGCACAGGCCAGCCAGCCAAGGCUCAGAUUCUCGCCCUCGCAGAUAGCAUUGAGGAAUUUGAGGACAGUAUUAUGCAAAAGAAGAUGAAAAUUCCCAAAAUGUCAACCAGGAAUGCAGGACAUGCAGUAGAAAAUCACUUUGGUGACGAAAGAAUACCCCUCAGACAUAAAAAGGUGCAUCCUCCGGAGCAGCAGAAGGCCUCCUCCAAGAGCCUGGCGGCAGUGGUGGCACGCCUGGAGCGGAACGCCGUCAGCUCCUGCGCCGAGGGCGAGGAGUUGGACCGGCUGGCCGAGGAGGAGGAAGAUGAGGAUGAAGAGGAAGAGGAGGAGGUGGCGGCGGCGGCGAUGGGCGCGGGGCCGGCGGCCGUGGUCCCCCGCGUGCUUUAUGAGGAGCUGGUGCACAGCUACAGGCAGCAGGAGGAGGAGAUGCGGCGGCUGCAGCAGGAGCUGGAGCGGGCACGCCGACAGCUCCUCCAGCAGGCCAAGAAGCUGAAGGAGCACGGCAGCCUGCUGACGGAGGUGAAGGAGCUGCGUGACUUCAACCGCCGCCUGCAGGACGUCCUUCUCAUGAGACUGGGCAGUGAGCCAAUGCACGACAAUGGCACUCAGACAAUCAAAGCCGAGGUGGUGGAGCCAAUCGCAGAGCCACAGGAAGUGUGCCGAGAGGAAGCCAACACUAGCUCCACUCACUCACCCUCUCCAAGGACCGUCUAUACCUUCAACGAUGGAAAAGUUCACCUGGGUGGAGGCAUCUGGGUGGAGGAGGAGAAAUGGCAUCAGCUGCAGCGUACGCAGGGCGACUCCAAAUUCACCAAAAACCUGGCAGUGCUGAUCUGGGGCACAGAGACGCUGAAGAACCGCAGCGUGACCGGCGUAGCCACUAAGAAGAAGAAGGACGCGCUGCCUAAACCACCCCUCUCCCCCAGCAAGCUCAAAAUCGUACGAGAGUGUCUGUAUGACCGCGUGUCCCAGGAGACGGCCGACAGUGCCGAGAUCACACAGCGACUCUCCAAAGUGAACAAGUACAUCUGUGAGAAGAUCAUGGACAUCAACAAGUCCAUCAAGAACGAGGAGCGGAGAGAAUCCAAGCUGUUGAUCCGGCAGACGGUGAAGAUGGAAAACUUCUCCUACGAUGGCAUGUAGGGGCCGGCGAGCACUCCUCCCCCUAGCUCUCACUGCUCCUCACGGACCACUGGGAGGAGACGAGGCGUCACAUGAUCACCCGCUCUGCCAUUUGAGAUUCUCCCUUGAGCCCAAAUAGAGGCCUUCUUUCCCUUUACUACCCCAGUACACCCAAGCCUCUCCGACAGCUUCACCCACAAAACCCCCACUGCCCAUCAUGUCCGUCAGCAUGCGUGCAGUGAAUGAAUGAGAGCUUCUGGGGAGGUGGUUGGUUUAUAAGCUUUGAAUGGGGGAUGUUGAGGGGUGUGCGGUUGGUUAUGAAACGUGCGUUUGACAGGAGAGAUCCUAUAAAUCACAUCAAAUACGAAUGUGUAUGGCACAUCGACUGGUGUUCUGUGUCAGAACAUGUCCUAAUGUCUUUAAGUGGAGAACAAAGGUUUUUUCCCCUUCAAAAGAACAGUUCUGCUUUAAGGAGAACGUUCUUUAUAAAACAUGAAUGCUCUUUUGACUCUGGAGCUUUGUGUGGAGUCGAAUAGGUCUGUCUGCUGUUGGUACUUAGUGUGGAGAGACACAAAAGUGCACCUUUUAAGCAGGGUUCGUUCCUG
Molecule: messenger RNA, 6439 nt
Organism: Electrophorus electricus (electric eel)
Lineage: Eukaryota; Metazoa; Chordata; Actinopteri; Gymnotiformes; Gymnotidae
Gene: bend5
Product: BEN domain containing 5
Biological process (GO): negative regulation of DNA-templated transcription
Molecular function (GO): DNA binding
Source: RefSeq, a predicted model, not a curated record